AGACGGUUAGUGGAACGCCGACGACAACCGUGUGAAGACCCGAACAAAAUGGCAAUGGCCAUCUCCCAGCUCGGUUUCAUCUUCGCACACGCCUCUCCCCAUUUUAAAGCAUGGCAUUCGUGUCAUUCUGGCCAUCCUCUGAGGGCUUUUGAGUCUGCCGUCCUCCUAUAAGUAAGCCUCGAGACUUCAACCAUGGGCAUUAGCAACAGUCGUCCUCCUCCUCCCUAGCGUUAUUCAAGCUCGUACUACAGUGCUAAGCUAGCACAAGAAAGAUUUGGUGUGGCUUUCUUGCUUUGUGACCGCUAAAGAGAGCCCAAAAGCUGCACUGUACACAAGGGAGAAUAUGAGCGAAGGUGGUGUGAGUCCUGUGGAAGAGAAGAUGCUGUUCCCCUCACCCGUAGCGUCCGAACUCUGCUCUCGAAUGCCUCAAGCGUCGGUAGGCGAGACAAGAACGCGGCGGAGGAGGAGGAAGGCGAAGGGAGACGGAGCGGGAGGAGACGCGAAGAAGAAGCGGCUGAGCGACGAGCAGCUGAAGUUCUUGGAGAUGAGCUUCCAGGACGAGAGGAAGCUGGAGUCGGGGAGGAAGGUCAACCUCGCUACCGAGCUCGGGCUCGACCCGAAGCAGGUGGCCGUCUGGUUUCAGAACCGGCGGGCGCGGCACAAGAACAAGCAGGUGGAGGAGGCCUACGCCAAGCUCAAGAUGGCUCACGACGCCGUCGUCUUCGACAAAUGCCACCUCGAGAACGAGGUGUUCAAACUGAAGGGGAAGCUUUUGGAAGCCGAAGCGGAGAUAAGGAAGCUCUCGUUGGGCGCCAGCGGGGCUGGAGCUUCCGGCAGCAACGCCGAGAGAGGCGGCAGCAGCCCGAGCUCAUCCCUGUCAACUGUUAGCCACCAUCCAUUAGUCGGAGAGUUUGGGGUGGAAGGAGAAGCUGACCUCAUGAACAUACAAGAGUAUAACUUCAACAGCUACAUGAUGGAGUGGGCUAAUUUCUAUGGUGUGUAAAAGUUAUUGCCAUUGUUGUCAUGAUUUAUGUGAUUAAUCCUCACCAGUUAAGGCUCUUCCACUGAAUCAUUCUCCUCACUGACAUCAACAAGAAUUUGUAGCUGUUAAGUAAAGCUGCUGUAGGAAUCUAAUCUUAUGUGUAAAAGGGAUUGUGUUCUAAGUGUUCAGUUUUGUGAGCCUUCUUAUUGUGGUCACAAACACAUCAGGUGGCAAAAGAGGUUUUAAUCUCACCAGAAGAGCAAUUUUGUAGUUCCAACACAGGAGAACUCUCCUGUAAUACAUAUAACCAAUAACUGGGAGUAAGCUUGUAGCAUUUAUUUGGUG
This is a messenger RNA of Musa acuminata AAA Group (dessert banana), 1327 nucleotides long. Its product is annotated as homeobox-leucine zipper protein HOX12. Gene Ontology annotation, biological process: positive regulation of DNA-templated transcription. The record is from RefSeq and is a predicted model, not a curated record. Gene Ontology annotation, molecular function: DNA-binding transcription factor activity, RNA polymerase II-specific; sequence-specific DNA binding. The transcript is spliced from 3 exons. The coding region runs from base 344 to 1003 and encodes 219 amino acids. Lineage: Eukaryota; Viridiplantae; Streptophyta; Magnoliopsida; Zingiberales; Musaceae. Gene Ontology annotation, cellular component: nucleus.